This is a messenger RNA of Anthonomus grandis grandis, 1763 nucleotides long. Its product is annotated as cytosolic non-specific dipeptidase-like. The transcript is spliced from 9 exons. Gene Ontology annotation, biological process: proteolysis. The coding region runs from base 176 to 1609 and encodes 477 amino acids. Gene Ontology annotation, molecular function: metallodipeptidase activity. NCBI's taxonomy places the organism in Eukaryota, Metazoa, Arthropoda, Insecta, Coleoptera, Curculionidae. The record is from RefSeq and is a predicted model, not a curated record.
UUACUCAUUUAUAGGUAUCAGUGUUUUUCAACCUAAAUUUUCAUUUAUUACCUAAGCUUUGAUAACAAUAAAUUGAUAAACCUUACAAAUACCCUUUAAUCAGUUGAUUAAGUAUUACAAGUAUUUGCUUCCAGUUGCCAACUAAGCCGUGAACAGGUUACAUCUACAUUCCAAAAUGGUUUUACCAGGACCUUUACCUUUAUUGUUCAAAAAAAUCGACGAAAACAAACAAAAAUUUAUCGAAAACCUUCGAGAAGCGGUCGCGAUAAAGUCGGUGUCGGCAUGGCCCCAAAACAGGACGGACAUCAAACAUAUGCUCGAAUGGGCCCAAACGAGACUCGAAGCCCUAGGGGCCACAGUUGAACUGAGAGACAUCGGAAAGCAGACUUUACCAGAUGGUUCUCAAAUACCCCUUCCUCCAGUGCUGCUGGGCAGUUUAGGCAACGAUUUAAAGAAAAAAACCGUUUUGAUUUAUGGUCAUUUGGACGUGCAACCCGCCCUAAAAGAAGACGGUUGGGAUACAGAACCGUUUGUCUUGACUGAAAAAGACGGAAAGUUGUUUGGCCGUGGUGCUUCUGACGAUAAAGGGCCCGUGCUUGGUUGGAUACACGCCCUAGAAUGUUACAAAGCCAUUGGAGAGGAUAUUCCUGUAAACUUGAAAUUUGUGUUUGAAGGCAUGGAGGAGUCGGGCAGUGUAGGUUUGGACCCACUGCUUUAUAGCGAAAGCGAUAAAUUUUUGAAAGGCACCGACUAUGUGUGUAUCUCCGAUAAUUAUUGGCUUGGCUGCGAUAAACCAUGCUUAACUUAUGGACUAAGAGGUUUAUGUUAUUUCCAUGUGGAAGUUGAGUGUGCCACCAAGGAUCUGCAUAGUGGAGUUUAUGGGGGCACAGUGCACGAAGCUAUGCCCGAUCUGAUUCACAUCUUGGGCACGUUAGUAAACAAGGACAACGAAAUCCAAAUUACAAACAUCCACAACGAAGUUGCUCCACGCUCCGCAGAAGAGGAUAAAAUCUAUGAAAAAAUUCAUUUUAAAGUGGACGAGUAUAAGGGCGAUAUCGGCACCAAUAGGCUGUUGCAUAACGAAGUUAAGGAGAGGAUUUUGAUGCACAGAUGGAGAUACCCUUCUCUGUCUAUCCAUGGAAUCGAGGGUGCUUUCAGUGAACCCGGUCAAAAGACCGUCAUUCCCCGCAAAGUGAUUGGGAAAUUCUCGAUUAGGAUUGUGCCCAAUCAGGAGCCAAAUCUGAUCGAAAAGUAUGUGGUCGAUUAUGUGAACCAGAAGUGGAAGGAGUACGGAAGUCCUAAUAAUAUGAAGGUAUACAUGGUUCAUUCUGGAUUGCCCUGGACUGAGGACCCCUUCCAUCCCCAUUACACCGCUGGUGCAAAAGCCACUAAGCAUGUUUACGGAGUAGAACCGGAUCUUACCAGGGAAGGUGGCUCCAUUCCAGUCACUUUGUCACUACAAAAAGCGACAGGGAAAAACGUGAUUUUGCUCCCGGUCGGUUGCGGCAACGACGGGGCGCAUUCUCAAAACGAAAAGAUCGACAUUCGUAAUUAUAUCGAAGGGACUAAGCUUUUGGGAGCUUAUCUGUACGAGGUGUCGCAGUUGUGAUAAAUUAAGCUUUGGAAUCCCACAUUUUUUUUUUUUUACUUUAUAAUCUUUGUAAUGCCAAGCGUUAUCAUUAUACUUUAAGUGUUUAAAUGCUUAUACAAUUAUUAUAUAUCUAUAUUAAAUUUGAAUAAAAGUUCUUAUAUUUAUAUUAUUA